GAUAAUCAGCUAUACCUGUUCUUUUCUACAAUAAGGUGAUCUCGGUGAAACUUUGACACCAUUGAGAGAGAAGGCCAAGAUGGUGCUGUUCUGCAUUUCUGCCAGUUUCUUUAUCCUGGGGAUCAUCAUCAUAUGUGGUGGGAUGCUGUGCAAAAUAGGCCGCCUCCACAGACACUUUCGCAACAAGUCCUACGAGAUAUUGGAGGGGAGGGACCCAUCCCAACACCACAUCAGCAGCAGCACUCUCAGUGAGGACGAGAGACCGUCCAAAAACACCAGACAACUCGCCCACCCUCCACAGCCA
This is a messenger RNA of Geodia barretti, 304 nucleotides long. Lineage: Eukaryota; Metazoa; Porifera; Demospongiae; Tetractinellida; Geodiidae. The record is from the annotation of a GenBank genome assembly.